This is a messenger RNA of Scophthalmus maximus (turbot), 2706 nucleotides long. RefSeq names its product RAB21, member RAS oncogene family (gene rab21). The record is from RefSeq and is a predicted model, not a curated record. The transcript is spliced from 7 exons. Gene Ontology annotation, molecular function: GTP binding; GTPase activity. Bases 387 to 1046 code for a protein of 219 amino acids. NCBI's taxonomy places the organism in Eukaryota, Metazoa, Chordata, Actinopteri, Pleuronectiformes, Scophthalmidae. Gene Ontology annotation, biological process: Rab protein signal transduction.
GUGUCUCAUCUUUCCGAGCGUAGACGAUCUUCGGCGGGGGCUAGCCGGCUAACAGCUAGCUUGAGAGCGACGCCAUUAGUUGGGUGAGAAUCAGACGUUCGCAGCAGGUCGAACGGGGAAUAACUUCCUAGCUCCGACCCGGUUCUCCUGCGUCUGUCAGCGGACACCGAGUGACGUCGGGUUCGUCUUCACCUGUCGGCGCGUUUGUCCGCUGAUUUUUUUAAAGCUGUUCUUUUUUUUUUUAAAGUCGGAAGCCGAUGUGAGCUGCGCAGGACUUCAGUUCCGACGGGGGUUAGCAUUAGCAUUAGCGGCGCUAGCUUUGACAAGCGCUUGUUUUGAUACACGGCGACAAGAGGAGACUAAGCUCAAUCGAACUAUCAACAGCCAUGGCGGCCGGAGGGGCGGGCGGCGGCGGCAAGACGUACUCCUUCAAGGUGGUGCUGCUCGGGGAAGGCUGCGUGGGGAAGACGUCGCUGGUGCUGCGGUACUGCGAGAACAAAUUCAACGACAAACACAUCACAACUCUACAGGCGUCCUUCCUCACGAAGAAGCUCAACAUCACGGGGAAGAGGGUGAACUUGGCCAUAUGGGACACUGCCGGUCAGGAGCGGUUCCACGCGUUGGGUCCGAUCUACUACAGAGACUCCAACGGAGCCGUGCUGGUGUACGACAUCACAGACGAAGACUCCUUCCAGAAGGUGAAGAACUGGGUGAAAGAGUUGAGGAAAAUGUUGGGGAACGAGAUUUGUUUAUGUAUAGUAGGUAAUAAGAUCGAUCUGGACAAAGACAGACACGUGUCAGUGGAAGAGGCUGAGAGUUAUGCCGAGUCGGUCGGAGCCAGACACUACCACACGUCGGCAAAGUUGAACAAAGGCAUCGAGGAGCUUUUCCUGGAUCUGUGUAAAAGGAUGAUGGAGACGGCUCAGGCCGAGGAGAGGUUGAAGGGCAACGGAGCCAGCCAAUCCGCUUCGAGUAGGCGGGGCGUACAGAUCGUCGACGACGAACCACAGGCCACGCCCGCCGGAGGCUGCUGCUCUUCUGGCUAACACACUUUUACUUACACGCACGCACACACACACACACACACUCAUCAGUGUCUCCGGUCCGUCGGCUCUAAAAUCCUCAACAUAAAAUCUGCUGUGUUCGUUCGGCGCCGCCUCUCUGCUGCUAAGGAGCAUGGGAAAUCACACGAGAAUGACUUCAUUCAGUUUUUGUCCCUUUCAAAAUAAAAGUCGUUAUGAUUGAAAUCUUUAAGUGACAUAAUUCUCUCUCUCCAAAAAUUAAAAAUCACCACAUUUUUUAGCACUUUAUUUACCACGACGUCUCUUUAAUCUGUUAGUACGACGCCUCGGCAGUAUUUUAAAAACGCAAACGACAGAAAAACUCCAUUUCAUUACUAAAGAUGAUUAGUAAACAGAUUCUCAGGCUUCAGCAGCUUCUUUAGUUUCUUUUCUCACUCGUCCACACACACAUACACACACUGUAUACGCACGCUCUGCAUUUAUCUGAAAAUAUAAACGUGAGUCUGUGGUGACACGGCUCCGCCUGCUGGAUGGAGGUCGAACUGCAGCUUCACAGGUUCUCAAGACGAGAGCAGCUGAGACACGUUCACGUCAGACAAAUAUAAAAACACGGAGGACGCCAUUUUCUGGAUUUUUCCCCUGGUCUGUUAUUAACCGGGUCCAGGACCAGGUGGACUAAAACCUAGAAAUAAAAACCUCACAUCACAAACCUGAACCUGAAAAAACAAUCUGAUUACAAAAUUCUAAUAAAGUUUUAGUGACUGACUAAUUAAACUUGAAGUAAAAUUAUUAAACAUAUUAACAUCAAUCAGAAGGGAAAAAACAACAACAUGGCUCCUGCUGAAACUGAUUUUAGGUCUGAAAAUCAAAAAAUGCACAUUAUUAUUAUAAUUAUUUUAAAUUAAUAAAAUCUGAUUGACUGUUCUGCAGUUUGACAGUUGAACUAUGGAGUAAAAUCACAGCGGCGUCAACAUUAAUUUUCAAAAUUAAAAAAUGUCAGAACGUAAUGAAGAAGAAAGAAGAAAAAGUGACGGCUUUGAAUUUUUUGUUGAAAUAAUUUUUUCCCGAACCUGAAGAAUCAGAAUAAAAUGAUAUAAAACAGAGAAAAGCUGAGAAUCUAAAUUUUUUUCAAAUAAUUUUUUCCAAUGGAGGUUUAAUUUCUGUCAUUGAUUGAUCGACUAUUUGUCUGAACUUCAUUGACGAUGUGCAGCUCGACGUUCUGCUCGCUGGUCUGUCAAACAACAACUACACACGGAAAUGAAACGAUGCAUGUUUGAUUUCUGUAAAGGCUUUUUUGUUUGUUUGACUUAAAGAAAAAAAAACAAAAAAACAACCAUGGUGAUAUAAUAAAUAAUAAAAGUGAGCAUCGAUUAUUUAAUAAGUUAUACUCGCGUGGCGGUGAUGGAAAUGUGUUCUUGAGAUAUUAAUCUUCUGUUCUCUGUGAACUUGUUGUUUAUACAUUAAUCUGCUUACUGACGAAAAAACAUACCGGACGUUUUAUCUGCCUUUGGGACGAAGUUGUCGCACAUUAGAAGAAAAACAAUGUACAUGUACAUGUUUGAUAUGGAAAAAUGUAAAAAAAAAAAGAAGCAACACACUUUUUUGGAAAAUGUAAUUUUUUUAAACUGCUAAGUGUCAAAAGUGUUUUGUAAAGAUAAUAGAACAAUUAUAACGAUUUACGCAA